AUGGCUUCCUCCCUCGUCGCACUCCACUCGCUUUCGGCUCUUUCCUUCAGCACCGCCGUCAAAGAGGACGGCAUUUUCGGCACAUCUGGCGGCUUCGGUUUCACGAAAGCCAACGAGCUCUUCGUCGGUCGUGUGGCGAUGCUCGGAUUCGCCGCGUCGCUCCUCGGCGAAGCCGUUAUCGGGCAAGGGAUCCUCUCGCAACUCAACCUCGAAACCGGAAUCCCCAUUACGGAGGCCGAGCCGCUCGUGCUCUUCUUCAUCGCGUUCACCGUGCUCGGCGCGAUCGGCGGGCUGGGCGACCGCGGGCGAUUCGUUGACGACGAGCCCGCUGGUCCGCCCGUGAAACCUGGCAAUUUCAAGGCCGGCUUGGACUGA
This is a messenger RNA of Closterium sp. Yama58-4, 375 nucleotides long. Lineage: Eukaryota; Viridiplantae; Streptophyta; Zygnematophyceae; Desmidiales; Closteriaceae. The record is from the annotation of a GenBank genome assembly.